Cyphellophora europaea CBS 101466 is the source of this 300-nucleotide messenger RNA. RefSeq lists its product as uncharacterized. The transcript has a single exon. Bases 1 to 300 code for a protein of 99 amino acids. NCBI's taxonomy places the organism in Eukaryota, Fungi, Ascomycota, Eurotiomycetes, Chaetothyriales, Cyphellophoraceae. The record is from RefSeq and is a predicted model, not a curated record.
AUGGCCUCGCAAGGACAGCGGAGUGUCAAGGCGCACUACUCGUCGCCAGACGGGACUCACGAGUUCACCAUUCCGAUCAAUGCUGCUUGCGCCGAUAACCCCGCCACAGCCGAGCGCACCAAGUACCUCUCUGAACUUCGCGCCAAUACCAAGACGCUGCAAGCCGACGUCAACAAGUUCCUCACCGAGAAAAUGGCAGAAGACAAAGCUCGCGAUGUCAAAUCCUCAAGCAAAGACAAGCCGCAAGACGAGCUUGAAGAGGAGACUUAUGGUGAAGAACAAGCUCAAGAGGACGACUGA